Arachis stenosperma is the source of this 2360-nucleotide messenger RNA. Its product is annotated as probable rhamnogalacturonate lyase B. The transcript has 15 exons. The record is from RefSeq and is a predicted model, not a curated record. Gene Ontology annotation, biological process: carbohydrate metabolic process. Gene Ontology annotation, molecular function: carbohydrate binding; catalytic activity. Lineage: Eukaryota; Viridiplantae; Streptophyta; Magnoliopsida; Fabales; Fabaceae. Bases 229 to 2262 code for a protein of 677 amino acids.
UUAAGGUGCGAAUUAUUAAGGUUCCAAAGAGAACUUAAAGUAACGAAGAGAGUUAUAGAAAGAGAGAGAGAGAACACAAAACAUUUGUUAUAUUUCCCAUACCCUGUUUCUGUUGUUGCUCAUUCACCUUCGUCUUCUAUAAAUCUCAGAAACAACUGAAAAACAAACACUUUUUCCUAAAGGGUAAUAACAUUGAGGAAACAAGGUUUCUUGUUGUGGCGGUUUGGAAUGACUAUGCAACUCUGCUUCUUCUUCUUGUUGUUGCUUGGUGCCUCCUCUUCUGAUAAGACAACAUUAAGAAAAAGUUUAAGAAAAAACAACAGUAUACAAACACCAUCAUCUUCCAAUUUUGCAGUUAAGCUUAAUGAAGAAAACCAUGAGCAGUUGGUGAUUGACAACGGUAUCGUUUCAAUAACUUUAUCUAUACCAGAGGGUUAUGUCAUUGGUGUAUCCUAUAACGGAAUUGAGAAUGUACUUGAACCUCAAAAUGAAGAACAAGAUAGAGGGUACUUCGAUGUUGUUUGGAAUGAACCAGGAAAACCCAGUACCUUUCAAAGAAUCCACGGGACAAAUUUUUCGGUUAUAGCUUCUGACGAGAAUAUGGUGGAGCUUUCAUUUUUAAGGGCAUGGACAGCUUCCAUGGAGGGCUCAAAUGUCCCCAUUAAUAUAGACAUAAGGUACAUUUUGCGAAGAGGUGAUUCAGGAUUUUAUUCAUAUGCAAUAUUUGAUCGGCCUGAUGAAGGAUUUCCAGGCGUGGAAGUUGAUCAAAUUAGAUUUGUUUAUAAGCUCUUGAAAGAUAGGUUCAGCUAUAUGGCUCUAUCUAGUACGAGACAAAGAACUAUGCCAACAAUGAGAGAUAGAGAAACGGGACAAAUUCUGGCUUACCCUGAAGCCGUUCUCUUAACGAAACCAAGCAACCCUCAAUUUAGAGGAGAGGUGGAUGACAAAUAUCAAUACUCAUGUGAGAACAAUGAAAACAACGUUCAUGGAUGGAUUAGCCUUCAGCCUGAUGAACCGGUGGGUUUCUGGAUAAUUACUCCUUCCAAUGAGUUCCGCAAUGGUGGCCCCAUCAAGCAAGACCUCACUUCUCACGUUGGUCCCUUUACUCUUUCUAUGUUUGUCAGCACUCACUAUGCCGGCAAAGAAGUAACUAUGUCUUUCCAACAAGGCGACACUUAUAAAAAGGUUUUUGGACCUGUUUUUGUCUAUCUUAACUCUGCUUCAAUCUCUGACGAUCCCUUGUCUCUCUGGUCAGAUGCUAUUAACCAGCUCUCCAAAGAAGUCAAAGCCUGGCCUUACGAUUUUCCACUAUCACCAGAUUACUUUCCACCCGAUCAACGAGGAACAGUGUUAGGAAGAUUGUUAGUCCAAGAUUGGUGUGUUAAGGGUGGGAGAUUGCAGUAUGCUAACAAUGCUUAUGUUGGACUAGCAUUACCUGGAGAUGCAGGAUCAUGGCAGAAAGAGAGCAAGGGUUACCAAUUUUGGACUCAAGCUGAUUCCAAAGGAUACUUUGCAAUUAAAAAUGUUGUACCUGGGGAUUAUAACUUGUAUGCUUGGGUACCUGGCUUUCUUGGUGAUUACAAAUAUAAUUCUACAAUCACAAUAACACCAGGAGGAGUCAUCAAAUUGGAUCAACUUGUAUAUAGUCCUCCUAGAAAUGGACCAACCAUAUGGGAAAUUGGUAUCCCAGACAGAACAGCUGUAGAGUUCUACGUACCAGAUCCUUACCCGACUCUCAUGAACAAAUUAUACACUGAACAACGCAAAGACAAGUUUAGGCAAUAUGGGUUGUGGGAACGUUAUUCUGACAUGUAUCCAAAUGAAGAUCUUGUUUACACUGUUGGUGUCAACAAGUACAAUAGAGAUUGGUUUUAUGCCCAUGUUACAAGGAAUAUGGGGAAUAAGACAUACGAACCAACAACGUGGCAAAUUAUAUUUGAACAUCGCAAUGACAUAAUAGAAGGGAACUACACACUACAAUUAGCCCUAGCAUCUGCUGCUGAUGCUGAACUUCAGGUUCGGUUCAAUGACCCAAGUGUUUAUCCUGCCCAUUUUGGAACAGGGCCAAUAGGAGGAGAUAAUGCCAUAGCAAGACAUGGAAUCCAUGGAUUGCAUAGGCUGUAUAGUAUUGAUGUGCCUAGUCAUCACUUUGUGAAAGGAAAGAAUAUCAUUUAUCUGAGACAGUCUAGAGCUAUAAACCAAUUUCAAGGAGUUAUGUAUGAUUAUAUCCGUUUAGAAAGACCACCAAACCCAACCAAUUGAUUUAUUGUGUCUCUACCUUUUUGUGGACACAGUAAAUGGAGCUUUGUAAUUAAUUAGACUUUAGCAUUGCAAUUAAUUUGUACAAUAGAAUAAUAAAA